This is a messenger RNA of Pseudomassariella vexata, 1228 nucleotides long. RefSeq names its product Snf7-domain-containing protein. The coding region runs from base 368 to 1054 and encodes 228 amino acids. Gene Ontology annotation, biological process: late endosome to vacuole transport; endosome transport via multivesicular body sorting pathway; protein transport. Gene Ontology annotation, cellular component: multivesicular body; ESCRT III complex. NCBI's taxonomy places the organism in Eukaryota, Fungi, Ascomycota, Sordariomycetes, Amphisphaeriales, Pseudomassariaceae. The transcript is spliced from 2 exons. The record is from RefSeq and is a predicted model, not a curated record.
CAACUACACCAGCCGACUAUAGAAAUAUAAUAAAUAGUUGACCUUGUCUAGCCGCCUAAGUUGUGGGGUAGCUGCCCAUCAACUAACUACACUGGAGCCUUGCCCAAGCAGCUCUCCACCUGAUUGCGCUUGGACGUCUCCGUGUGGGCUGCACAUGUCAUCAUCAGUGCAGCCGCCUUAACAGCCCAGACGCCAAACGCCUUUCCGAGAUCCGCAUCAAACGUCAGACGGUAGAUCCAUUCAUGAUUUCCAGGUACCCGCGAAAGAGCCGCCUUUCCAACGAGCCCCAGAUUCCCAAGCGCCACCGACCUUCGCCAUAGGAAAGGCCGUUGUCCACUUUGAAAUCUAGCAUCCAUAGUCGUUCAAGAUGGAGAGCCUCAAGGCGCUCUUCGUCAAGCCCGAUCCCAAUGCCCAGUUACGAAAAUGCAACGCGCUGAUCCGGUCCAACAUCCGGAAACUCGACCGCGACAUCAACCAAGUGAAGCAAGUGGAGAUGAAGACGAAGAACCUGAUCGUAGCGGCCGACAAGCGCGCACAGAAGAACCCGAACCAGCAGAAGCAGGCGGCGCGAGAGGCGCGCGAUUUCGCCAAGGAGCUGAUCCGCGCGCGCAAGACGUCGUCGAGGCUCGUCACCUCCAAAGCCCAGCUCAACAGCGUCCAGAUGCAGGUCAACGAGGCAUUUGCCGUGCGCAAGAUUGAGGGUAGCAUUCGGGCAAGCGUCGGCAUAAUGAAGGACGUCAACACGUUGAUCCGGCUGCCAGAGCUGGCGGGGACGAUGCGCGAGCUAAGCGUCGAACUCAUGAAGGCGGGUGUCAUCGAGGAGAUGGUUGGGGAGAGCUUGCCUGAGGAGGAAAUGUUUGAGGACGAGGAGAUGGAGGCUGAAGGGGAGGUCGAAAAGGUGCUGGGCGAGAUAUUGAAGGGGCGUAUGGAGAAGACGGGGCCAAUGCCCAGCGCGCCCGUGGCACAGGAGCCGGUGGCUGCGGAAGAGGAGGAAGAAGACCAGGAGGCGAUGAUGGAUCAGAUGAGGAACAGGCUAGAGGCUUUAAGGAGUUAGAAUGCGUUCAUAUCAGUUGGCUGGCCUGGCGUUCAGGGUAGGUUUUUAUAACAUGGCGGUGAUUCUUCCUCGACACCGACCGCUACGAGAUAUGGGAAUUGCAUAGCUCGGUUUGAUUUUGACGAAGAAUACCUUCGUCAAAUCUCUUCAAACUAGGAAUAAAUUCUGGCUACA